This is a messenger RNA of Pseudonaja textilis, 3152 nucleotides long. NCBI's taxonomy places the organism in Eukaryota, Metazoa, Chordata, Lepidosauria, Squamata, Elapidae. The record is from RefSeq and is a predicted model, not a curated record.
ACCACAGUUCCCAUGGCAGCAACUGCCCUGUUCCUCUUGGCCUAGGGAAAGCUAGUGCUUACAGAAACCAGGUUGUUCAGGUGGGAAGAUUGUUACUUACUUCCAGCUUAUUCUGAGAUUGCCACUCGGCAGCGCUGAUUAUUGGGAGGUUCUUCAGACUGGGUUCACAAACCUCCGUCAGCCCAAACUCCAGAUUGGAGCACCACAUUGAUUCGGCCACGUUGCUCAGAGAAGAGAAGUUUUCCUGGGAUUCUCAACUCCUUUAAAUGUUACUCCGUAAGUGGACUGGAUUUCAGAGUUUGCCUUCCCGAUUCGGAGGCGUCGAUGGAGGUUUCCAACACAGUUCUGUGGAGAACUCAAGACUCCACAGCCAAGAGUCUGGAAAUACCAGCGGAAACCCCAUAUCCUUCUGUGGGUCGCUUUUGGCCUCAGAAAAGAUCCUUCCUUCAAAGAGUCCUUUUCCAUCACAGCUAAAGAGCAGUGGGGUAAUAGCUCAGCGAGAGCUCAGCAGCCCACGAAGCAACCCAGGAGGAACCUGCAUAAACUUCCGACACCCUGGGCCUCUGAGAGCCAUGUCUGUGGGGUCCCAGCCUGGUUCUCAGUCCAACAACGACAGAACAGGUGUUCCAAGCAAUCUGGCCUACGGCAUGCAGCCUCCCGGUUCAAAUCUUAGGAGGAGGAAUUCCUUAUCCCACCUUCCUAACAACAAUACAAAGGACUUUAAUUCCGAUCAGCCGUUAGCUAGAAAAAGGUGGAGCGGCUCGCAGCCGGACCUGCAGGCAAACUUUCUGGAAGAGACACCAAGGAACGGGAAGCUAAGAGAAGGGGACGACUCUCUGGCAGGGCAACCUAAAGAGUUUGGAGCAUGGAACCUCGCGUUGGAAGUUGACAUGAUGGAAUUUGAGAUCUGUUCCCUAAAACAGAAGCAGAUGGAAAGCUCCUUUGCCUACCUGGAGAAGGAAAGAAAGUGGUUGGAAGUGAUUCGUUUGGAAGGCAGGACACGAAAAGGGGAACUGGAUGAUAAGAUCUUCAAGAUGGAAAUGGAGCUGGCCAAGACGAGGUCUUAUUUUGGUAAAAGGGAUCACCGCUUGCAUUCCCAGAGUUUCGGUCACAGCGAACCUGUGAGCCAGGACAUGUUGGACGUCGGCCAGGAACUGAAGAACCUCCAAAAAAGCUUGGGUGCUUUGAAGAACUGCAUCAAGACCUUAGAAGAGAAACGAAACGAGAUGGUGCAGCAGCUGAAAUGCGUGAAGGAGGUGAGUUUGGAGGGAGAGCAGAGCUCAGUCAGCCAUACAACAGCUACAAAGCCACUGGAAACCAAGCGAGAAAGAUGCCAACUCCAAGCUGCUUACAAGAACAUCAAACAGAAGAAUGCAGCUUUGCUUCAGCAAGUCCAGCACCUCAGUUUGGAGUUGAAACAUGCCCAGAAAAAUCAAGAAGAAUCCGGGGACCAGAUCUCGGCUCUCAAAUCAGAGCUUGCAAGUUGUAAGAAUCAGGUCCAUCAACAGGAAGAAGAGAAAGCCCUCAUGAAGGAGGAGAUGGAAUCUGUCAGACAGUCGAAGGAAGAGCUUUCUUCUAUAGCAGCUGAGAGCCACCAAAGGCUGGCAGCUCUUUUAGAAAAACUGCAUCUUCUGGAAGAGGAGGAAAAGUCCCAGGCUAACCACAUCCGGGCUCUGGAGGACAAGUUGCUGGAAGAGAAGGAGAAACACCUUCUCGGAAGAACGGAGGAGCUGCAAGGCCAGGAGGAGACCAAGAAAGCUCUGCAGGCAAGCUGUGAAAAUCUCAGGGAAUCUCUGAUCCAAUUACAGGAGGAGAAAGGUCUUCUGCAGGUUCACUGCCAGGACCUUGAAAGGCAAGCUGAAGAGUUGGGCAAGCAAUUGGACGAGCAGCGGUCCAUCUCCCAAGACUGGAGAAACCGAUGGGAGGAAGGAAAUGCCACUCUGAAGACCAAGGAAGAAGACCUGGAGAAAAUGAAUGCCCAGAACCAGGAUUUUCAAGCCAAGAACGCAGAAUGGAGUUUGGAGAAGCAGAGGCUGCAGCAACUGGUCCAUGUUUUGGAGGAGCAACUUACCGAAAAGGACCAAGCCUUGAAAGAUCUCAGGAUGACCAAAGAUGGAGACAGAACUGUGUUGGAGACGAGAACUUCCUCAGAGCCGAAGAUAACAAGGGAAGGUCUGGGGACCUCUUGUGAGAAGGGGCGUCCUAGUGGCUUGGAGGCAAAGAUUAUUGGGAAUCAGCUGGAAGGUCUCAGGCUACAACAUCAUUCAGUGACUGAGCAGCUGAAGGAACUGUUCAGACAGAGGCAACAGCAGCAAGCGGGAACCAGGAAGCAUCAGGAUGGGGGACUCGAGAGCUCAACAGCACCCCAGAAUGUUCCGCGAGUGCUGGGACGCCUCGGAGUUUCACCAGAAGAAAGACAUUGGGAAGCUGGAGACACAUCCAAAAGGGAGGAAGAAGAAGAGAGCCUUCGGCAGCAGCUGAAAGCAAAAACCGAUGUGAUUUCCGCCAUGGCCUGUGAAAUUCAAACUUUGAAAGAGAAAAAUGAGAACUUAAUGCAAGCCAAACUGAGAUUCCAAGAACAGAUCCAGCAGAUCCACCAGCUUUCAAAGCGACCGUCGGCAAAGAGUCACAAGGAAAUGGAGGUUCCAAGACUUUCCACCAGCCCCGCAGAUGGUGCGCAAACUACUCAUUGCCAUGAGGUUCUGGAGGUUUCCUCGCGGAAGGAUGAAGCUCCACCCUCUCCCCAACACGCAGAGAUACAGGAGCUGUGUGAAGCCUGCGCUGAGGGGCAGCAAAGUGACGCCCCUUCGAGUAUCAGGAUGGCGCAAAAGGCCUCCUUGCUUCUACCUUCCGGCGCAUCUCAUCAACCACACGGGAUCUUCUCGGAUAUACCUUCAGCAUUGGACAAGCUUUUAUUAGUCCCCGUGACUUCUCCAACCGUCCCCCCAAAGCAUGUGGAGGAUGAAGUUUUACUCAGACCCUGGAGCCCAGGGCUUUUGUCCCCCAAGCCUUUUGGGGCUCCAAGACCAUGGUCCCCUUUUCGAGAGAGGGCCGAAUCGCCGGAGAACAGAAGAGAAGCGUAGCAACCAAGGUUGGUUCAUGGGGACAGAAGAAACAUCAGCCCGGGGAUCUGACCUUAGGAAGGAUGCACU